GGCUCUGAAAUCUCCACCGGUCGUCUAGCCUGAGACCUCCGGCGAGACGCCGGCAGCAGCAGCAGCAGCGUAGAGCCGUCCGGCCGCCGUCGUAUCGCCGGCGAGCUCGCUCCGACGGCGCGGGCCUGCAUAGCCUCCGAUAACCUGGGUAGCUCUCUCAAGUAGGGUUCCCGGAGUUGAGAGCCCCGCCUUGCGGGAUGGGGAGGCUGGCCGUCGCCGCCGCGGUGGCCGCAUGGGCUAUCCCGAUCGCCGCCUUGGUUGACUCCAUCGUGCCUGACCCCUACAUGGAUGAGAUAUUCCAUGUUCCACAGGCGCAGCACUAUUGCCGUGGAGAUUUCUUAACAUGGGAUCCCAUGAUCACCACCCCUCCUGGCCUGUACUACAUUUCUUUAGCAUAUCUUGCUUCUCUGUUCCCUGGUGCAUGGGCUAUUAAGGCAGCAGAGGCAUUUGACCCCCUUUGCACCACGGCACUUCUCCGGUCAACUAAUGUUAUAAUGGCAAUGGUUUGCGGUGUUCUUGUCCAUGAUCUGCUUCUGCGUAUCAAGCCAGGAAUUGGCAAGACGAAGGCAACUGCUUAUGCUAUUCUUGUAGCGUUGUAUCCUGUUCACUGGUUCUUUACCUUUCUGUAUUAUACUGAUGUCGCAUCAUUAGCUGCAGUUCUUGCGAUGUACCUGUCCUGCUUGAAGAAACGCUUUUGGGUCAGUGCACUGUUCGGUGCUCUCUCAAUACUUUUCCGGCAGACUAAUGUAAUAUGGAUGAUAUUUUUUGCUGCCAAUGGAGCCAUUGAAUAUGUACAAGAUCUUCCUCUUGGUGACUGCCUUUCUGAUGAGAACAGUGAACUAACAGAUAAGUCAAGGACAAAAGAGUCUGACAGGGAUAACAAAGUCAGUGCUUUAGGUUUGAGAAGACGACGAGCUAAUCACCCCAUAAGUAAGAGGGGAGUUGUUUCUGGAUCUACUAAAUUGCACACCAGUUUUACGGAAGAACUAUUCGACUUUGCCUUCAAGUUAUGGAAUUCAAAGUGUAAAGUUUUAAUCACUUUUGCGCCAUUCGCAAUAGUUCUGGUGGUAUUUGUAGCAUUUAUAAUCUGGAAUGGUGGCAUAGUACUAGGUGCCAAGGAAGCUCAUGUUGUUUCACCACAUUUUGCACAGUUAUUGUACUUUGGUCUAGUGUCAGCUACUGCCCUCCUGCCGUGGCAUUUUACUCCUGGACGAGUAUCAGACUUAUUCUACUGGUGUAGAAAGAACAAAACCUUCAGUUCUCUGGCAAUGCUGACAGCUCUUGGUUUAAGCUUUGUGGCUGUACAUUUAUUCAGCAUUGCUCAUCCAUAUCUUCUGGCUGACAAUAGACAUUACACCUUCUAUAUCUGGAGGAAGGUCAUCCAAGCUCACUGGAUGAUGAAAUACAUUUUGAUUCCACUCUAUGUGUACUCAUGGUUUUCAGUAAUCAACAUCUUAGGGAAAUCGCAGCCGAGAGUUUGGGUGGUGUCCUUUGUUUUUUCGGUUGCUCUGGUUCUUGUUCCUGCCCCGUUGGUCGAAUUUAGAUACUACACAAUCCCAUUGGUCAUACUGGUUCUCAAUUCCCCAGUCAUUGGUCAUGGCAAAUUGCUUGUUUUGGGGUCUGCAUAUGUUGCUGUUGAUUUGUUCACUCUGGCGAUGUUUCUGUUCAGACCAUUCCAUUGGGGCCAUGAGACGGGAACACAAAGGUUCAUGUGGUAGCUUGGAUUAACGAAACUGACGAGUGACCAACUCCAGUGUUCAGUCCAUCCGCUCUGGCUUAUCGGCGCCCCCCUUGGAAAAUUAGAACUACAAUGAUGUGUGAUCCUAAUUUUUUUGGUCAGUUUUCGUGUAUACUAGAGUGUUCUUUGAGUUUAAAGGAAGUCAAACAUGCCUGCUUCGAUGUUGGAAGAGAAUUUUUUUUCUUGAA
Molecule: messenger RNA, 1926 nt
Organism: Hordeum vulgare subsp. vulgare (domesticated barley)
Lineage: Eukaryota; Viridiplantae; Streptophyta; Magnoliopsida; Poales; Poaceae
Product: dol-P-Glc:Glc(2)Man(9)GlcNAc(2)-PP-Dol alpha-1,2-glucosyltransferase
Exons: 9
Coding region: 198-1718 (506 amino acids)
Biological process (GO): dolichol-linked oligosaccharide biosynthetic process; protein N-linked glycosylation
Cellular component (GO): endoplasmic reticulum
Molecular function (GO): dolichyl pyrophosphate Glc2Man9GlcNAc2 alpha-1,2-glucosyltransferase activity
Source: RefSeq, a predicted model, not a curated record